This is a messenger RNA of Helicoverpa armigera (cotton bollworm), 7736 nucleotides long. It is a transcript of the gene Mhcl, whose product is annotated as unconventional myosin-XVIIIa. The coding region runs from base 16 to 6546 and encodes 2176 amino acids. The record is from RefSeq and is a predicted model, not a curated record. Gene Ontology annotation, molecular function: cytoskeletal motor activity; actin filament binding; ATP binding. Gene Ontology annotation, biological process: actomyosin structure organization. The transcript is spliced from 37 exons. NCBI's taxonomy places the organism in Eukaryota, Metazoa, Arthropoda, Insecta, Lepidoptera, Noctuidae. Gene Ontology annotation, cellular component: myosin II complex; myosin filament; cytoplasm.
GAUAGUGCUGUUAAAAUGGACUAUAAUAGAAAGAAUGUUCAACGUUUGUAUUGGCUUUCGAAGUGGAGCCAAGCCGCCAUGUUCAACUUCAUGAAAAAGACCGCGGUGUUGACUGGCGGCGACGUCGGGGCGGGAGAGGAGAGGGACGGGGAGAAAGAGAGGCGGAAACGAGAGAAAAAGGAGAGGAAAGAGAGGGAGAAGCGGGAGAGGAUAGCGGCCGGCCUUGAGGAGCCGCUGAGGCUUGAGGAGGUUCGGCGAUCGCUGAAAUUGCGGGGCAGACGCAAGGAAAAGGAGAAACUGCCGUCGGGCAUAACAGCUGACUACACCGCCUCGCUGUUCGCCCACCUGGAACAAGAUUCGAAUUAUUCCAAUUAUCCGCUGAUACCUACCUCGGGGUCUAACUCCAAUCUGAGCGACGAAAAUAACCACCUGUCGCCCGGGUACCCCACAACUCAUACCUGGAGCAAGAAGGAAGGAGUCCUACAAUCCGACAGUUCUGAGACAUCACUAAAUUCAUUAAAUAAUCCGAAUAAUGCCAAUACCAGCCCUAGACAACCGCCAAAUCUACCUCCUAUACCACCGCGUCCUCCAAAGCGUGGGAUCCUAAAGGGUCCACGUCUCAGCAACACUAGUUCAAAUUCCGUAGAAAACAAUGUCCAAAGCACCGAUGCUGUUGAUAACGUUAACGGCCAGGACACAAAUCUCUUGGCUAGAAAUACUCAGCAGAAUGAGAUGAUAACGUGUGGUAUUCCGGCUUCGAAGAGCACCUCGUCCAGCGAUGAUAUGCAGCACGUGCAGAACUUUACCAAAAAAGUGAUCCAUAGCCCUGUGGAGACACAGUACAAAAACUAUAAGAAUAAUUCAAAUAACCCUUCGAUAACGACCCAGGAUGUUGAUGAGGUACCAAAGACGAAUGGGAACAGUUAUAUUGGAGUUACGUCGACGUCUCCUAGCGCUGAUUCUCUCACUGACACUACAACGAACUCCUCAUUCGCUACUCCGCCGUUCUCUACCUCACCAGUUGGCGAGUCGCAAGGUUUCCACAGAUGGUCAAAGACUAGCAACUUCGAUGAUGUUUAUCUACCACUGCCUUCGUUAACUCCUGUUCGAUUGCCGAAGGCACGAUACCUGACAAUUCAAAGGCAGAAGGCGCCCAGAAAUGAUUUCGGCUUCAGUCUUCGCAGAGCUAUGGUUCAGGAGAGGGUCUUCAUUGGAGACAUAAAUGGACAUGACAGUAAUAUGCUCCUGAAUGGUGACAAUAAGUGCAAUAGCAUGGGGAUGGUCAGCAAGUUGACGUUCAAAGCUGUAAUUCUGGCAGAACCUGGAUCUUACCCGGGGGCUAGUGAGACUGGACUGUUACCUGGUGAUAGACUUUUGGAAGUGAAUGGUGUUAACGUUGAAGAGAAAAGCAGGGAAGAGGUCAUUGACCUUAUCAAGAGCAGUCAGGAUUCUGUCACUAUAAAGGUGCAACCCAUAGCAGAGCUGUGUGAGCUGUCCAGAAGGAAAGCAGUCGACGGCGGUGGUGAUGUCGAGCUGUCUGACAGCAACGUGAGGGGGGGCACUCUCAGCAGGUCUGGCAGUCGGCGGUUCACUAAUUCUCAGGCUAAAUCAGAAGAGCAGUUAGCAUGCGAGAAGGAAUGGCUUCAAGCUGGUCACAUGUGGCUGGCUCAUCGCGGUGGCUUCACGGCCGUCGUGCGAGAUGGAGAGGCUGAUGCUGGCAGAGCCAAAGUGAGGGUCCUGCAGACUGGAGAGAUUGUUACUGUCGAUGAAGAUGAUUUGGAGAAGGCGAACCCUCCCCAACUAGAACGCUGUGAGGACAUAGCCUCCCUCCGUUGUCUGAACGAAUGCGGCGCUCUCAACGUGCUCCGUUCGCGAUACGCUGCCGGUCUGCCGCACGCCCGCGCCGGUAAUGCCCUCCUGGUACUCGGCCCACCGAAGCGUAGUGCGCCUAUUUACACAGAUAAGGUAGCAGCAAUGUUCCGAGGCUGCCGCGCUGACGACAUGCCCCCCCACGUGUUCGCCGCAGCUCAGUCUACUCACCGCUGUAUGCUAGCGUCCCGACGAGACCGAGCUAUCGUCUUCCUUGGCAGGUCCGGAUCGGGCAAGACCUCAGCUAUGCGUCAUUGCGUAUGGUACCUAGCCAGCGCUUACCCAGCACAGGGAUCGAAGCUGACUCCUGAACGAUUGGACGCUGCUUUUGACGUGCUGCACCUAUUUGGAUCUACACGCACGAGCUCCAACAAGCACGCGUCGCGCUUCGUGUCGCUCACGUCGCUGGACUUCGACGGCGGCGGCGCGCUGGCGGCGGCCUCCGUGCAGAUCCUGCUGCCGGAUCUGCGGCCCGGACAGGCGCCGUUACGGGCUCUGCACACGCUCUACCACGGCUGCGACGGUCGUCUCCGUCGAGAACUACUCUUCGACCAGUCCCCCAUCAACACGCCGAACCCCUUCAUGAGUUCCACGGAGAAGGCUGAUGCUCCUACCGAGUUCUCCGCGCUGAAAGAAGCAUUACAACUCCUGGCUGUGACGGAAAAUGAACAAAUGGCUAUAUGGAAGAUUAUGGCCGCUAUCUGUCAUUUGGGAUGGGCUGGAGCUGUUAAAGCGAACACAGGGUCCGGUAUAAAGUACCAGUUCGCGAGCGCGGGCUGCGGGCAGCGCGCGGCGCGGCUACUGGGCGUGCCCACUGAGGAACUCGCACGAGCCGUGUUUGUGACCGUGCCUACGUCGCCGCAACCGAAUGCUAAUUUGAGAACGCCAUCUCCAUCGAACGAGCGUGAGAUGUCGGGCACUGAAGCAGUGGACGCCUUCGUCACCGGCCUCUACAACGAGACGUUCAAUAUAAUCGCUGCUUUAGUUAACAGGAGUUUAUCAACCUCAGCCAGGACUUCAGCGUCGAUCCUGCUGCUGGACAGCCCCGGGGCCGACAACCCCAUGUGUGCCGGCCAGCAGAGCGGCGCCCCGCUCUCCAAGCUGCUGUCUAAUUACUUACAAGAGCGCCUGCAAGCGAUGUUCCACGAAGCACUGCUAGUGGCGCCGCGCGAGAGAUACGCACAAGAGGGGAUCACGCUAGACGACGGCAAUGAAGAAGACUGGCUAUCAGAGACAGUGAACCCUGGACCUAUGGUUGAGCUACUGGACAAGGCACCACAGAACACCAUCGUACGAAGUUCCCAAGCUGAUCUGAGAGAGUGUGACAGACGGGGAUUGUUAUGGCUUCUAGAUGAAGAGUCGAUGUACCCCGGCUCAUCAGACGACACGUUCUUGGAGCGCGUGAUGUCUCAGUACGCGGCGCCGCAGCACACACACUACCUCAUUAAGAAGGCUCCUCAUGCCAGGCAGUUUGUGCUGCAGCAUUUACAGGGCACAAACCCAGUUUUAUACGACGUGACUGGAUGGGUGAAGGCGAGCCGUGAGAACCCAGUUACCAAGAAAUCCUUGACAUUGCUGCAAGAGAGCCAAAACGAGGAGAUCGGUCGCCUGUCCUCCUGGGCUCGCGGCGCGUGCGGUGUGAGCGCGUGGUCGGCCGCCGUGGGCGACGCCUCCACGCUGCGACGCGCCUCCUCCAUACGUCGGACACUAACUUCAGGCACAGCAGGCAUGAAGCGUCGUUCAACAGCAUUACAAGCGAAGUUCGUGGCAGACGGCAUAGUGGACACGCUGCGGCGCUGCGGGGCCGCCGGCGUGCACUUCGUGUGCUGUCUGCUCACUAACCAGCCCACUGAUGUGGGGGACGAUGUUAACGUGCCGCUACUAAGGUCUCAGUUCCGAGGCUUCCAACUGUUAGAUGCGGCGAGAUUGUACAAACAGGGCUUCCCAGAACACAUGCCACUUUCUGAAUUCGCGCGCAGGUACCGACUGUUAGCGACAUCAGAGAGUUCAGACUCUGACACAGUGCAGCAACCAGCGCUGUCAGACCGACAGGUGGUCGACGAUAUGCUGUUGACCCUGGAUCUGGACGUCACCAGCUAUAGGCUUGGACUUACUCAGAUUAUGUUCCGGGGCGGCGUGGUGGGCGAACUCGACGCGCGUCGCGACGCUGCGCUCGCGCGAGUCCUCGUCCGCCUACAAGCGCGCGCCCGCGGCCUCCUCGCGCGACGUCGUGCUCAACGCCUGCGCACGCAGCAUACAGCCGCGCGAUGCGUACAACGGAACGUGCGAGCGUUCCUCGCUGUGAGGGACUGGCCGUGGUGGCGGUUGUUGGUGCGAGUCACGCCGCUGUUGGCUGUUCAUCGGACUGAACAUCGGCUGAAACAGGCUCAGGAUGAGCUGGAGAGCCUUAAGGCUAAACUGGAAAAGGUGGAAAGUGAGCGGACACAUUACAAGAAUGAGUCGGAACGCCUCGAAUCUAAGCUAUCCGAAGUUGGUGGCGAGCUCGCAGAGGAAAGGGCGGCGGCUGGCCUGGCCACCGAGCGAGCUGAUGCUGAAGCGGCCGAACGACUCCGCGUUGAGAGGGACAAUAGGGACCUCUUGGCUAACAACCAACGACUGCAGCAGGCCUCCGAACGCCUAGAACUCGAACUCCUCCACUGGCGCUCCGCCGACAGCGGGGGCGCCGAACCAUCAGACUCCGAAGGUUCAGAAGCCGACGCAUCAGCCUCAGGAGACAAAUACAAGCGAAGGUUCGAGAGAGCUCACCGUGAGCUGCAACUCCUGAGAGCUCAGCUGCGCAGACAGCAUGAGGAUGACCUCGAACAGCUGGUCACUGUUAAGAAGCAGCUGGAGAAGAAGGUGCAAGAUGCUUACGAAGAAGUGGAGGAGCAGCGCGCAGUGGCGGCGCAGUGGAAGCGCAAGCUGCAGAAGCUCACCAACGAUAUGGCUGACCUUCGAUCUCUGCUGGAUGAACAGACAUGCCGCAACAAUCUCCUAGAGAAACGCCAACGUAAAUUCGACGGCGAGCUGCAAGCAGCCCAGGAGGAGUUGAAGCGAGAGCGCAGCGCCAAGGAACGACUGUCGCGCGAGAGGGACCAGGCUCACGCCGAGAAGUAUGCCGUCGAACAGAGCCUCUCUGAAGCUCGUCUGGAACUGGAGCUGAAAGAAGAGCGCCUGGCUGCGGCGACGCGGGAGCUUGAGGAGCGCGGCGGCGGAGGGGACGAGCUGUCCGCGCUCAGGAGGAACAAGACGGAGCUCGAGAGGAGGGUCCGCGACCAGGAGGAGGAGCUCGACGAGCUGGCCGGACAGAUACAGCUAUUGGAAAGCUCGAAGCUCCGACUCGAGAUGCUGCUAGAACAACAACGCAAGGAGGCGCGACUAGAAGCCGCUGCCAGGGAUGACGAGAUGGAGGAAACCAGGGCUAAUGCUGCCAAGAAGCUUAAGAUGCUAGAAAGCCAGCUAGAGAGCGAGCAUUCGGAGCGAAGCCUGCUGCUGCGCGAGCGACACGAGCUGGAGCGACGCCUCGCCGCGCUCGAGGAGACCGCCAGGGCCGAGAACCAUGAACAGGCUCAGCUGCUGCAGAGGCUCAAGAGGGACCUGAAGAGAUACCGUGCUUUACUCCGUGACGCGCAAACCAUGCUUGAACAGAAAGAAAAGGAAGGAGGAGCUAAGGCACAGAUCAGACAGCUGAAGAACCAGGUUGAAGACCUAGAGCUAGCCGUCCGCGCAGCAACCAAAGCCCGUCAAGCGGCCGAAGCGGAAGCGGCGGAAGCGAACGCCGCUCUAGAGGAAGCGAGCAGAGCGAGAGUCGACGCGGCCGAGCGAGCGAUGACCGCCGCACGAGAUGCUGCUGCUGCCAGGGCACAGCUAGAUGAUGCAGAAGAGGAGGCUGCUGAGCUCCUCAAAAAAUAUCGAUCCAGCACAUCAGCGCUCUGCGCAGCUCAAAGCGAAACGCGCGAGGCCUGCGCCCGCGCCGACGCCGCCGCUGAAGAAGCUAGGGCAGCUCGGGACAAGCUGGCGGAGCUUACUGCCAAGCUGGCGCAUGCUGAGGCAGGACACUCGCAUGGACAUAUGGAGGCUGAGAGACGACUGGAGCUUAGAAAUAAGGAACUAGAAUCCAGCUUAGAACUGGAAGCGACGGCGCGGUCCCGACUUGAAGGGCAGCUGUCCCGGCUCCGCGAGGCUCAUGAGCAACUCGCACAGGAGUUAGCCACCGCACGGGCCAAAGAACAGCUGGCUGCUGACGAGCUCAGGAAGAUUACUAGGCAGCUACGCGAACUCAAAGAAGAGAACAGCGCUCUAAACGCUAAGCUCAGCGAGGCUGGUCGAGCUAAGGCAGCCGCCGAAGCAGCCGCAUCGGCCGCCGCAGCUGAUGCAGCAGCCGCGAGGGAUGAAGCCAGGCUGGCUGCUAGGAGGGCUACGGCCUUGCAGGAAGCUAUAGCCGGGGAUCUGUCCAGUCCGGGAGAUUCUAGGGAUACUGACAGCGACAACGACAGCUACAGCUCGGACGAGUCGAUCGGCACGUUCCUGGCGAACCACAAGCUCAGCCCCUCCGCGCCCUCGCGGAACAGCGUGCAACUAGACACACAGAAAUCUCAGUCAUCCGGUGGUCGCGAGAGCAGAUCAAGCGUGGGCUCCAGCAAGCAGAUGAGCCCCACAAAGGAGUCGUUCGCAUAACAGCAGCCCUCCGGCGCCGGCCUCCUCACCCGCGCGCUGCCCGCGCUCUGCGCCGUCUUCUGCAGCCGCCACCCGCCCGCGCCCAUCGCCCUCACCGACUGAACAAGACGCGCCAAACGUCAAAAAUGACACCUGUCAAAAGUGUCAUAUGUCAAAUGUGACAGCUGUCAAAAUAUGGCGCGAAGUGCGAGAUAAAUGACUCCUCAGUGCAAAUGAUGUUGUUGUGUGUUCGUACAUCCACCCCCACAUACCAGCGAUGAUUAAUAUUAUAACAUAGGCCACACAGUAGCAAUAGACGCUUGGAAUUCAAUGUAACGAUGGCUCCUAAAUUAGACUGCUCGUAAACAUAUUACCUACAGUUUUGAUCGACAUUUUACAUUAAACGAUUUUACAUUCGAAUGAUUCAUGUAUUCAUAGAGAAGCUUUUGAUAUGAAAUUAUUAACGCGGUUUGAUAAAGAUUUUUAGGUAAUUCAGUGUAUUUAGGAAUACUUGGCGCCGGUGUCCUGGACAGUGUUGCCAGUUAUUAAAAAUGAAUGCAUUCCAGAUUAAAAAAAUAUCUUUGAACAAGAGCUUCUGAUUACUGCACCGGCGUCAUAUUAUCUAGGCUUGGACUUUAAUUUAUUUAGCGUAGAAUUUUGUAGGAAAAAUAAUUAUUAUCGGUUAGAGAUCGGUCAGCGACCGGCCAGCCAGUCAGUAUUUAGACGGCCUAGUGGCGUGUAACUUACAAAAUAAUAUUAGGUUCUUUGUUAUUUAGUUAGCUAACUUUUGUAAAUAACUAGAUGGCAUAUACAUUUUUAUUAUUUAAUUUGUAAUAUUCGUGUGAUCAGACUGUUAAACUAUGAUUUAUUUGUUACAAAUGAUUUGUUGGCUUUAUAGUAGACUUGAAACAUAUCUUGAUAGGUACAUAGAACAUGUUUUUUUUUUAACUUUCUUCACGACUGGUUUGUUUUAUAGUAAUUUUAAUAUACACUAGCUGAUUAUUGAUUAUGAAAAUGUACUCCUCAUUAUAAUGUAUCUCGUAUUGUGUACUCCAUUACUCAUUCUAUAUAUACGUAUUAUGUCUAUGUGUCUGUAACCACAUUAUGAAAUUGUCUAUGAUAUGUGUAUGUACUAUAAUGUGAUGAAAUGUUACUGCAUUCAAUACUGGUUGUAAAAUGAAAUUAUUUAAUAAAGUAACUGAAAAUAUAAA